Messenger RNA from Tauraco erythrolophus (red-crested turaco), 1087 nucleotides. The record is from RefSeq and is a predicted model, not a curated record. NCBI's taxonomy places the organism in Eukaryota, Metazoa, Chordata, Aves, Musophagiformes, Musophagidae.
CUCUGCCUGACGCCCCGCGACAACGUCUGCCUCAGCAACCCCUGCCGCAACGGGGGUACCUGCGACCUGCUGACGCUCAGCGAGUACAAGUGCCGCUGCCCGCCGGGGUGGUCAGGCAAAACCUGCCAGCAGGCUGACCCCUGCGCCUCCAACCCCUGCGCCAACGGGGGCCAGGGCCCCGGCGGCCCCAACGAGGUGGGCACCUACCAGUGCUCCUGCAAGCCGGCGUACACCGGGCCCAACUGCGAGCACCUCUAUGUGCCCUGCAACCCCUCGCCCUGCCAGAACGGGGGGACGUGCCGCCAGAUCGGAGACACCACCUACGACUGCACGUGCCUGCCAGGGUUCACAGGCCAGAACUGUGAGGAGAACAUAAAUGACUGUCCGGGAAACAACUGCAAGAAUGGGGGCACCUGCGUGGAUGGCGUCAACACCUACAACUGCCAGUGCCCACCCGAGUGGACAGGUAACAUUGCUGCUGGCAGCAAGGGCGAGGACUGCAGCGAGAACAUUGACGAUUGUGCCAUGGCCGCCUGCUUCCACGGGGCCACCUGCCACGACCGGGUGGCCUCCUUCUACUGCGAGUGCCCCCACGGCCGCACAGGUUUGCUGUGCCACCUCGAUGACGCCUGCAUCAGCAAUCCCUGCAACGAGGGCUCCAACUGCGACACCAACCCCGUCAACGGCAAAGCCAUCUGCACGUGUCCUUCAGGGUACAUGGGGCCAGCCUGCAACCAGGACGUGGACGAGUGCUCGCUGGGAGCCAACCCUUGCGAGCACGCAGGGAAAUGCAUCAACACCCAGGGGUCCUUCCAGUGCCAGUGCCUGCAAGGCUACUCGGGCCCUCGCUGCGAGAUCGACGUCAACGAGUGCCUCUCCAAUCCCUGCCAGAACGAUGCCACCUGCCUGGACCAGAUUGGAGAGUUCCAGUGCAUCUGCAUGCCCGGUGGGUGGGCGGCGCUGUGGACCCCUGUCCUGGUGCUGGGUGUGAGCGGUUACGAGGGGGUUUACUGCGAGAUCAACACGAGCCUGCACAACGGCAACUGCCUCGACAAGAUCAAUGAGUUCCACUGCGUGUGCCCCACCG